CUAGUGUCCUAUUUAGGAGACAAGGGCGCAGAUUGGAUUGGAGCGCGGCCGCAGCGAGUCGUGUGUCCGGAGCCGCUGUGGUGUCGGUUUGUGAUAAAUCAUCCUGAACGUGUCGGUGUAAAGUCGUGUCAGUGCGCUGUGAUUUUAGUGGGGGUGUCGGGUUCGCGCUGAAGCUGCAUGGGGUUUAGUUCAGACGGAGGAUCGUGUUGUUAUUGUUGUUGUUAAGGAGGUACGGGUAAAAUGUGAGAGGCAGCGAGCGGCUGUGAGUGAUUUGUCCACCUCAAGAGCACCCGGAAGCGGUAGCUGCGUGUCAGUUGGGCUGUUGUUUGUGUUUUUGUGAGUUUGGAGAGAGACUUGGGACGGAAUGGGAAAAGCUGCGCUGUGUUGCGGGAGCAGGAUGGCGAGCCCGGCCGUGUGAAUGCGGCCUCGGACGGGGGAGACAUGCCUGUGUUUCUGGGUUACGACGGAGAGACGGGCGGCGGCGGCGGCGGUGUGUCGGAGCGGCCGGGGGGAGGAGAAGUUGUGGGGACUCGGGGCAGAGAUUUGGUUCAGGAGGAGACUAAAGAGAAAGCUGAGCUCAGUGAGGAGAGCGGGGACUCUCAGAAACACGGGAAAAGAGAGGGGAAGGAGAGCGAGGAGAAGGAGAUUAUCAGGAGAACUUCAGUUGUGGAGAUUUUAAGAAGAAAUGUGGGAGCCUCCAAAACAACUUUUGCUAAUAAUGUUGCCAAUGACAACAGCCCCAAAAAAGACUCGGAUAGCUUGAACACAACAGACCUGGAGCUAGACCUAGAUCUAGGACUAAACCUAGACCUGGAUCUGGACUUGGAUCUGGAGCUGGGGUCUCUGGCGAGGAGUGAAGCGGAGGAAAGUGACUCAAAGUCGUGGGAUUUGUCCACCUCGCUGAGAUAUGGAGACUCCGAGCUGUCUGAGUCUGAGGACACCGCUGAGAGUGAUUACUACACUGUAACAGGAGGUGGAGGUGAUGGAGGAGGAGGUGGUGGAGGUGACAGCUGGAGGUCUAAAGAGCACGUCUACUGCACUGUGUACUGCAUAGCCAACGAUGACUACAGGAAACCUUCACAAACCUCCACCACAUCCACAGAGGACUCAGCUGCUGGAGCCCGCUCUCUCCUACCUCCUAUACACUCACCAGACCCACCAGACCCAGAGCUGGGCGACCACUCGGACCCCUACACCCUCUCUGACCUCGUAGACUCGGCAGUGCUGACCAGCGCUCACAGCUCCACAGUGUCUGUGGUGCUGACCUGCCGCAUCUGCCUGGAUGACCGACACUCCAGGCCCCUGCACUGCUGCCAGAAGGCCGUGUGUGAAGAGUGCCUGAAAACUUACAUCAGCUCACAGGUUCUUGUGGGCCGGACAGACAUAGUAUGUCCAAUCACAGAAUGCAGUGGGUUUCUAGAGGAGAGUGUGGUGGUGACACACCUGGCCUCUGAGGAACUGGCCAAAUAUAAGUACUUUUUGGAGCUGAGCAGACUGGACUCCAGCACUAAGCCAUGUCCACAGUGCAGCCUCUUCACCUCUUUGAAAGGACGCAGCCUACAGGCACCCAGCAAGGCUGAGCACAAAUAUAAGAUUCAGUGCAGUAAGUGCCAGUUUGUGUGGUGUUUUAAGUGCCAUGCCCCGUGGCACGAGGGCCUGAAAUGUCGUGAGUACAGAAAGGGAGACAAGCUGCUGCGUCACUGGGCCAGCGUCAUCGAACAUGGCCAGAGGAAUGCCCAGAAGUGUCCUCGAUGCAAGAUCCACAUUCAGAGAACAGAGGGCUGUGAUCACAUGACCUGCACCCAGUGCAACACUAAUUUCUGUUACCGCUGUGGGGAGAAAUAUCGUCACCUGCGCUUUUUCGGAGACCACACCUCUAACCUGAGCGUGUUUGGCUGCAAGUACCGAUAUCUGCCGGACAAACCACACCUGCGUCGGCUGGUCCGGGGCUCAGUCUGUGUGAGUAAAGUGCUGAUGGCUCCAGUGGUCAUUGUUCUGGUGGUGGUGGUUGGUGCCUUGGCUCUCGUCAUAGGUCUGUUUGCAUUCCCCAUUUAUUACAUCUGCAAGAAGCGCAGGAAACACUCCAAUGGGUCGGGACGCUGGCUGUGCUGAGGCUGUAUCUCAUCAUCCUCUGUCUUACACACACACAGACACACACAUACAGAGCACAGUGUGUGUGCCAGGACGCCUGCCACAGUGGGAGGAAUAAUCACAGAGUGAGCUCACUGAACUGCAGCCCAUGCAAAACAAAGUCUACAUGGAUGCUCUCCAUCUGUUCUGUUCCCCUCCACACACUCGGCCUUGUGCUCCAGCCACGGCCGGGGCCAUGAUGUCUCCGCGGCGCAGCAGAACAGCAACAGCCAUUUACUCUCUGCUCAGGAUUUUUCAGAAAUAUGUGGAAAAUCGGACUGUUUACAAAGAGUUACAUUAGGGGGGGAUUGAUGCUGUAUAUGAAGUGUAGAAUAAUAGUUUUUUUUUUGCUUUAUAGAUCAUUUUAGUCUUUAUAGCUUGGUUUGUUUGUGAAAAAACUGCUUUUAAAGGAGUACACUGACUUUUUUUAAGCAUAUCUCUAUCUGCCACAUCUGUAGCAUAUGGUCAGAGAGUAUGGACAGUGAUUUUUAGCACAUUUCCCUGUAUUCGGUAAACGAACGCUGACUCAUAUUCCCCUCAGCACCUGCUGAUUGACUUAUUUUAAGAGUUUAUUUUGAGUCAGCAGUUUUCUGUUCUGUUCUAAGUACAGUAAAUGUGUCGGGGAAUAGGACAAUGAUAAAUACAGAUGCAGCAGCUUGUAGAGAGAAGCUUGAGUGUUCCUUUAAGUCUAUGGCUUUUGAGUGGGAUAAUUCAGGGAUUUGGUAGGGGUUUGUAUAAAUUCAGUCCUGUCCCUCACUCCCCCCUUCCUCUCCCUAUCCCUAUCCCAAAACGUCCCCCAUACCAGAAUGCUGUGCCAACAUCCACUGGAAUUUGCAUCAUCAACAAAAGCUUGAGUGUGCCUGCACUGAGGAGACAGCUGCAGCGUUGCAGGGGUGUGUGUGAAUGCGUGCCAAUUUAAGAUGACGCGCCAUUGCUGCUGAGUUUUUAUCCUGCAGAUUUUUGCCAUGCCAUCUGUGUGUCACGACAGAUACCCAUCUACCAUGUCAAAAUGCAUGCUGGUUAAAGACUGCACCUAAAGGAUCAUGAGGUCCUUUUUUUUUUUUAGUUUUUUUGCUUUGUUUAAAAAGAUAUACAUAUAUAUAUACACCAUAUUUCGGACUCAUCUGGUGCAUGUUACUGACUUUACCCAUGGUAUAAUUGAGCUUUGCACACAAGGUUACGUACCUGGACCCUUUGCACCAAUUAUAUGCAUUUACCAUGGGUCACUAUACAAUCGUUCAGAUAUCACUGCCCUGCAGGCUUCUAUGCUGUAACACAUAUUACACUGAAUAUCGUGGAUUUAUAUCCAUCAGUAUACAGUAGUUUGUGAAUGUUCUGCUUUAAUGCUGCAUAUCAGUUUUAAGCACUACUUGACCCACUGGUUAAUUGUCCAAAAAAAAAGAAAAAAAAAACAC
This is a messenger RNA of Astyanax mexicanus (Mexican tetra), 3545 nucleotides long. RefSeq names its product ring finger protein 217 (gene rnf217). The record is from RefSeq and is a predicted model, not a curated record. Gene Ontology annotation, molecular function: zinc ion binding; ubiquitin protein ligase activity; ubiquitin conjugating enzyme binding. Lineage: Eukaryota; Metazoa; Chordata; Actinopteri; Characiformes; Acestrorhamphidae. The coding region runs from base 442 to 2112 and encodes 556 amino acids. Gene Ontology annotation, cellular component: cytoplasm; ubiquitin ligase complex. The transcript has 6 exons. Gene Ontology annotation, biological process: protein polyubiquitination; positive regulation of proteasomal ubiquitin-dependent protein catabolic process; ubiquitin-dependent protein catabolic process.